AUGCAUUCUUCAUGGUCUAAAUUUCAAAACAAUUUACAUUUUACCUCUCUCUUUCUCCCUCUGAUUUCUUAUCUUCUCCUGUUGGCAUAUUUCCCUCCUACUCUUCUGUGCAUUUUAAUUAGUGCUCUCUCUCUCACUUAUUUUUUCUCUUUCCCUCCCUUUGACAGUUUCAACAUCUUCCCUACAAAAAUCACUCUUCCAACUCCCCCCUCUCUCUUUCUUAUUUUUUACUUUCUCUUUUUGGGAUAUUUUUCUCUCACUUUUCUAUACAUUUCUAGUAGUGCUUUUCUCUCUUUUAUAUCUCUCUUUAUCCCUCUUUCUUUCACUGGUUCCUUCUCUUCCCCUCUCUUUGGCAGUCUUAACAACUUUCCUGCUGAAAGUCAAUCUUCCAACUCAUCUCUCAUAUUAGACAUUAUUUCUCUCUCGCUUUCUCUCACUCUCUCUAUCUAUCCCCAUCUGUUCCUAUCUAUCUAUCUAUCUAUAGAGCAUUUCUUUCCUUUUUCAAUUCUCAUAAUUUCUUUGCCACACAACUAA
Messenger RNA from Acanthosepion pharaonis, 534 nucleotides. The record is from the annotation of a GenBank genome assembly. Lineage: Eukaryota; Metazoa; Mollusca; Cephalopoda; Sepiida; Sepiidae.